AUGACUCUCACUUGGGCGCCGAUGCUCUCCCUCCGGGUGCUCGGCGUCAGCUGCGGCUACGUCGUCUGCGCUUGGGGACUCCUGCUCGUCCUCUCGGUGCUGGGCGGCGCCUCCCAUGGGACCCACGGCGCCCACGGGGCCCAUGGCGCCCAUGGGGUACACGGACUCGGCGACGCCCCCGGAUUCGCCGGCUCCCUGAAAGACCUCGACGGCGCUAGGUGCCCCUGGGCCUGCACCUGCAACGGACACGAACUCGACUGCGCCCAGCGGGGACUCACCCAGGUGCCCGGAGACCUUGCUGCUCUCCUGCUCGCCGAGAAACUGGACCUCCAGGGCAACAACAUCUCGGUCAUCUUCAAGACCGACUUCGAAGACAUGGCCACUCUUCACGUCCUACAAUUGUCCAACAACCAGAUCCAUACGAUCGAGAGGGGCGCCUUCCAGGACCUGGUCGGCGUGGAAAAGCUGCGGCUCAACAAUAACCAGAUUCGCUAUCUGCCCGACUUGCUCUUCAGCAACAUGAUGAAUCUCAAGCGACUGGAUUUGAGCCACAACCAGAUCGCCAUGAUCGGACCCAAGACGCUCCGAGGGGUCUCCUCGCUGAAACACCUGUUACUGGACAACAACGUGCUGACCUGCGUGGACGAGGCGUCUAUUCGGGAGCUGAAGGACCUCGAGAUCCUCACUUUGAACGAUAACAAGCUGACGAGCCUGGGGAAGGAGAUGCUGUCCGGGCUAACGCGAUUACGCACCCUGAGACUGGCAGAAAACUCGCUGGCCUGCGACUGUCACCUGUCCUGGCUGUCCAGGCACCUGAGGAGCUUCCCAAGACUCGGCCAACACACGAAGUGCUCCUCUCCUGCGCACCUCAAGGGCCAGAAUCUCGCAGACCUACAAGAACACGAGUUCAAGUGCUCGGGUCUUGCCGAACGAGCUGGAUCGGAAUGCAGCGCGGAGCCGCAGUGUCCUCAUCCUUGCAGAUGCGUGGACGGCAUCGUGGACUGCAGGGAGAAGUCCUUGACGAAAGUCCCGACCCAUCUUCCCGAGGACACCACCGAGCUCCGGCUGGAGCAGAACGCCAUCACGGAGAUCCCGCCGAACGCGUUCUCGCCUUACAGGAAGUUGCGGAGAAUAGACCUGAGCAACAACAAGAUCAAGAAAGUCGCGGCCGACGCUUUCCACGGACUGAAGUCCCUCGAGUCGCUGGUCCUCUACGGGAACAAAAUAGCCGAGCUGCCAGGUGGACUGUUACAGGGACUGACCAACUUGCAAUUGCUGUUGCUUAACGCUAACGAGAUCUCCUGCAUCCGCACGGACCUCUUCAGGGACCUGACCAGCCUUCGUCUCCUCUCUCUCUACGACAACAACAUCAAGUCUCUCGCAAAUGGGACUUUCGCCAACCUGCGCAGCAUAGAGACCCUACACCUCGCCAAGAACCCUUUCAUCUGCGACUGCAAUCUUCGAUGGCUGAGCGCGUAUCUCCACAAGCAUCCGAUAGAAACUUCCGGUGCACGUUGCGAUGCACCCCGGAGGACCCUGAAGAGGAAGAUCGACGCGAUGCGGGACGACAAGUUCAAAUGUAAGGGUGACGAGGAGCUGCUGACGAAGAGGGCCGGGGAGUGCAUCCUGCCAGGAGAGUGUCCCUCUCCGUGCACCUGCAACGGGGCCACGGUGGACUGCUCGAACAAGAAGCUGACGUCGAUCCCUCGGGACCUGCCGAUCUACACUUCGACCCUGUUGCUGGGGAACAACGAGCUGGAUAAGAUCAAAGCCGACGGCCUCUUCGAGAAGCUGCCGGAGCUGCAGCACUUGGACUUCAGGAGGAACAAGAUCUCGCGCAUCGAGGCGUCCGCCUUUCAGGGAGCUCGCAAGCUCACCGACUUGCUCCUGUCGGAAAACAAGCUGAGGGAGGUGCACAACAAGAUGUUCACCGGCCUGACGAACCUGAAGACCUUGAACCUACACGGCAACGUCAUCACCUGCGUAAUGCCGGGAGCCUUCGACGGCCUGGAUCACCUGCGGACCAUCAACAUGCAGGGGAAUCCCCUAUCGUGUAACUGUCACUUGGCCUGGUUCGCCGAAUGGCUGACGAGGCGCGACAUCCCCGGUGUCACAGGGCGCUGUCACGACCCCCCAAGACUGAAGGAUGCCGUCGUCAAAGAUAUCCCACAACACGAGUUCAAGUGCAACAGUGACAGCGUGGGUUGCCUCGGCGACGAUUACUGCCCUCCUCAGUGCAACUGCGCCGGUUCCGUGGUGCGAUGCUCCAGGUCCUCCCUGACGGAAAUACCUCGCGGGAUACCGCCGGAAACGACGGAGCUCUACCUGGACGUGAACGACAUCCGAACGAUUCAACCGGAGAGACUCAACCACCUACGGAUUCUGUCUAGACUAGAUUUGAGCAACAACCUGAUCGCCAUGCUGUCCAACGACACCUUCAGGAACCUCACCAACCUGUCUCAACUGAUAAUUAGCUACAACAAGCUGCAAUGCGUGCAGCGCAACGCCCUGGCCGGGCUGAAAUCCCUGCGGAUCAUCUCCCUUCACGGCAAUGAUAUAUCGGUGAUCCCAGAAGGAGCCUUCGACGAUCUAGAGUCCAUCACUCAUCUCGCCCUGGGCUCUAAUCCUCUCUACUGCGACUGCAGCAUGCGCUGGCUCGCCGAAUGGGUCAAGAAAGACUACGUCGAGCCUGGCAUCGCCAGGUGCAUGGAACCUCCUGCCAUGAGGGAUAAACUCUUGCUCACCACCCCGGUAUCCGCUUUCCAGUGUAAAACCAAACAGCAGCCUGCCGAGGUCCUGGCAAAGUGCGACGUGUGCUACACCGCACCGUGCCAGAACGGGGGAUUCUGUGAAACCCUACCAGACCGGCAGUUCCGUUGUAAGUGCGCACCGGGAUAUCACGGGGACCGGUGUCAGCAUAAAAUUGACGCGUGCUAUGGAAAUCCUUGCCGGAACUCCGGAUCUUGUAAAGUACUGGAAGAAGGCAGAUUCAGCUGCGACUGCACUCCCGGUUACGAGGGCCUCCGAUGCGAAAGCAACGUGGACGACUGCGCGAACAACAAGUGCGCCAACAACGCGAGCUGCGUCGACCUCGUUCAGGCCUACCGCUGCGACUGCGCCCCGGGAUUCAUGGGAGAAUACUGCCAGGAGAAAAUACCUUUCUGCACAAAAGGACACGACCCCUGCGAGAACGGAGGCCGUUGCGUCGACCACCGGACCCACUACAGCUGCGAGUGCCCGGUCGGGUUCGCCGGGCUCAACUGUUCCACCAACCUGGAUGACUGCGGUGAUCAUCUGUGCCAGAACGGUGCUACUUGCAUCGACGGCAUAAACGACUACGAGUGUAAGUGCGCGGCGGAGUACACCGGGAGAUACUGCGAGGCUGCGCCUUCGACAGCCAUGCUCUAUCCUCAGACCAGUCCGUGUGCCCACCACGACUGCCAACAUGGAGUUUGCUUCCAACCUUCGCCCUCCUCCGCCGCGGACUACCUUUGUCAGUGCCAUUCUGGCUACACUGGCAAACGAUGCGAGUACCUGACGAGUCUGAGCUUCGUGGAUAACAGCUCGCUGGUCGAGCUGGAGCCGCUCCGCACCAGGCCCGAGGCCAACGUUACCAUCGUCUUCGUGACGACCCACGAGAACGGUGUCCUCUUCUACGACGGGCAGAACGGCGAGCACAUCGCCGUAGAGCUCUUCAAUGGGCGCAUCAGGGUAUCCUACGACGUGGGUAAUUACCCCACCUCGACGAUGUACAGCUACGAGAUGGUCUCGGACGGCAAGUCGCACAUAGCCGAGCUGCUGGCCAUCAAGAAGAACUUCACGAUGAGAGUGGACCGCGGCCUCGCCAGAAGCAUCAUCAACGAGGGUCCCAGGGAAUAUCUGAAACUGACGACCCCGAUGUACGUCGGCGGCGUCGCCCCGGCGGUCGCCGGCGUCGCCUUCGCCGAGUUCCACCUGAGGAACGUGACGAGCUUCCAAGGGUGCAUCUCCGAGAUGUGGAUCAACCACAAGCUCGUCGACUUCGGCAAUGCCGCCAAAAUGCAUCGAGUGACGCCCGGGUGCUCCACCGGGGACGAAGAAGCCGAUGAAGCCGGCAGGGACGUCGUCGAGGCCGAAGGGAUCGCGGAACCGAGCAAAGUCGGCGGAACUAACGAAGAAGCCAUGCCGCAGGAGCCUGCUCGCGAGCGCAUCGACAUGCCGAUGCCGGUCCCAGCCUCGGGACUCGUCGAUCCCUGCGCCGGUCACGAGUGCCACAAAGGCUCCCAAUGCGUUCCCCAGCCUUUCGGCGGCUACACCUGCAAGUGCCAAACGGGAUGGCAAGGUCGCAACUGCGAUAAAGCUCCCACAUGCCGGAAGGAGCACACCAGGGCGUACUACAGCGAAAAUGGGUGCCGAAGUCGACGACCGGUCAAGUUGGCCAAGUGUUGGGGCAGCUGCGGUAGCUCUUGUUGUUUGCCGCGGAAAACUAAGCGACGUAAGGUACGCCUGAUCUGCAACAACGGGACCCGGUACACGAAGGACGUGGACUUGGUGCGGAAGUGCACGUGCACGCGCAAGUGCUACUAGAGGACGACACGCAUCCCUCGCGAGCACGGAGACGCGGUGGAUCGAAGUGGGACAAGAUCCAAAACGCCCUGGAAUUCCGAGGUCCCGGGAAAAACGGCACGUUUCUCCCGGAAUCCUCGGAAAAUUGUGAACUCUACAGUGGCUCCGCGUCUGCGCGCCAGUGCUAGGGGCAGUGCGUGCUCAGCUAGAUGGACACACGCAGCCGGCUCAGUGUGAUAUGUAUUAUUAAAAAUAUUAUAUAUAUAUACAGACAUAUUAUAUAUAUAUAUAUACAUAUUAGGUAUAAACUAUUGGAAGAUGGCCAUACGUGCGCGCCAGCAACUGUACAUGACCCUACGCAAGAGUAAUGGACUCAUUGCGGGCGGACGGUGCGCACGCAUGCGACCGAUUUGCGCUAAAAAAUCACACAUGAAUCGUGCUCGAUUAUCCGUGAGAUGAUGAAGAAAUGCCUUUCGCGUUUCACCCGCUCACUCUCCCGGGGAAAACGUUCCUGUAGACGAAAACUUCUGUUCGACGAGGUGCACUCGAAGGAGGAGCCGAAUUUACUCUGGGUACCCUGGAUGCUCUAGACUGGUUAGACGACAAAUAUUUAUUCUUGCCCAUCGAGCGAGGUGGCAAGUACUUCCUGAUGCAACCGGCCGAGUGCAUCCAGGUCUUGGAGAUUUUUUUUAUCGACUCCUGGGCUUCGAUUGCAACUCCCCCUGCGCGGGUCCAAGGCUGCGGAGCUUCUGGGAUUUUAUCUCGCCGCAGUGUCGACGCCACGUUCUUCUUAAUGUUUCCAAUGAGCCUAUGUAGUCUCGGUUAGCGAUAAGUGAAGUGCCCUCUGACGCUUCUUGCGGAGGGACCUCGAGGAUGCACUCGAUCGCUCGGCUGUAUCUCCAUCUCCGGAGGCACGGCGGCGCCCUGGAAGCAUGAAAAACGAGCGAGAGGGCUGCGGAAAUCGCCGACGCGUUUCUUGCGCGUUCCUCUAAGAAUUGUACGCUGAAUUUUUUUUUCUCGACCAGCAGCCGACUUUCUUGAUUCGCCGGACAUCAUCCCCGAUCUCCGCGCCACGUGGCGGCGGGCAUUAGAUUUAAAAGGAACUUCGACUACCGGAGCGACGUUCGAAAACCUUGCAAAACGGCCGUUUGGAAGCUCGUUAAAUGACUACGGGCUCACGGAUCACCCUUUAUUAACCGUCGUUUCUAUCAUGAUUUUUAUCCUUCGAGUCCGGCACUUUUUAUCGAAUUUUUUAUGGCAGGCAGGAAAAUAAAUCGCACGCGUAUCUGCGUACCGCGCGCCAUUUUUUUCCGAUGUCACGCCGCCGAGCGAGAGAUCUUGAAAAGUUUCUCCUAAGGCCUAUUCGAAGGGAGCUUUCGAUAAGAGUAUCGGA
Molecule: messenger RNA, 5938 nt
Organism: Orussus abietinus
Lineage: Eukaryota; Metazoa; Arthropoda; Insecta; Hymenoptera; Orussidae
Gene: sli
Product: protein slit
Exons: 30
Coding region: 1-4566 (1521 amino acids)
Biological process (GO): axon guidance
Molecular function (GO): Roundabout binding; calcium ion binding; heparin binding
Source: RefSeq, a predicted model, not a curated record